Messenger RNA from Arabis nemorensis, 1740 nucleotides. Lineage: Eukaryota; Viridiplantae; Streptophyta; Magnoliopsida; Brassicales; Brassicaceae. The record is from the annotation of a GenBank genome assembly.
AUGACCACCGCUGAGUUAACUCCGUUUCCGUCUCGCUCCAUUUUUCUCGGUGUCGACGUUGGCACUGGAAGCGCAAGAGCUGGAUUGUUCGAUGAAAAUGGAAAGCUUCUAGGCUCUGCUAGUAGCCCAAUACAGAUUUGGAAGGAUGGGGACUGUGUCGAGCAAUCUUCAACCGAUAUCUGGCACGCAGUUUGUGCAGCUGUAAAAUCUGCUUGCUCUCUUGCAAAUGUUUCGGAAGUACAAGUGAAAGGAAUAGGCUUUGCUGCUACGUGCUCUCUCGUGGCGGUUGAUGCUGAAGGGUCCCCUGUGACAGUGUCUUGGAGUGGUGAUUCAAGAAGAAACAUUAUUGUAUGGAUGGAUCAUAGAGCUGUAAAACAGGCAGAAAGAAUCAACUCUUAUAAUUCUCCAGUCCUGCAGUACUGUGGUGGCGGUGUUUCUCCAGAAAUGGAGCCACCAAAACUUCUAUGGGUGAAAGAAAAUCUACACGAGUCUUGGUCAAUGGUGUAUAAGUGGAUGGACUUGAGUGAUUGGCUGUCUUAUAGAGCUACUGGAGAUGAUACUCGUAGUUUGUGCACCACAGUAUGUAAAUGGACGUAUCUUGGUCAUGCACAUAUGCACCAGAUGAGUGAGAAAGCUUCUCGUGAUAUGGAAGCGUGUGGAUGGGAUGAUGAGUUCUGGGAAGAGAUUGGUUUAGGCGAUCUGGCAGAUGGGCACCAUGCAAAGAUCGGACGUAGUGUAGCUUUUCCGGGACAUCCACUGGGUAAUGGUCUAACCGCAACAGCUGCUAAGGAACUGGGUCUGUUGGCUGGAACUCCUGUCGGGACUUCACUCAUUGAUGCUCAUGCCGGUGGUGUGGGGGUCAUGGAAAGUAAAUUAGGUUCAGACUCCGUAACAAAAGAGUCAGAUGUGGAUACCUUAUGCUCUCGAAUGGUUUUGGUAUGUGGCACAUCAACUUGCCAUAUGGCUGUUUCCCGUGAAAAGCUGUUUAUUCCUGGCGUCUGGGGGCCUUUCUGGUCAGCAAUGGUGCCGGAGUACUGGCUUACAGAAGGAGGACAAAGUGCCACUGGAGCUUUACUUGAUCACAUAAUUGAAAAUCAUGUUGCUUCCCCUCGUCUUGCAAAUCGUGCCGCUUCCCAGAAAGUUUCUGUGUUUGAACUCCUGAACAACAUUUUGAAAUCGACGGUGCAAGAUACGAGUUCUCCAUUUAUAGCUGCCCUUACCUCAGACAUGCAUAUCCUUCCAGACUUUCACGGAAACAGAUCUCCCGUUGCAGACCCAAAUUCGAAAGGAGUGAUAUUCGGAAUGACUCUCGACACAACCGAGAAGCAGUUGGCUCUUUUAUACCUCGCCACAAUACAGGGAAUCGCAUAUGGUACACGCCAUAUUGUAGAGCAUUGCAAUGCCCAUGGUCACAAAAUUGACACACUGCUUGCUUGUGGCGGCCUUUCAAAGAACCCGUUGUUUAUUCAAGAACAUGCUGAUAUCGUUGGUUGCCCGAUUAUUCUUCCCCGAGAAAGCGAGUCUGUUCUUUUGGGAGCAGCAAUUCUUGGAGCAGUUGCUGCCAAGAGCUACCCUAGUCUCCAUGAUGCUAUGAAAGCUCUUAACGCAGCCGGACAAGUGGUUCAUCCUUCAUCAGACCCUAAAGUUAAGAAGUAUCACGACGCCAAAUACCGUAUUUUCCGUGAUCUCUAUGAACAGCAAUUGUCUCACCGUGCCAUCAUCUGUGAAGCUCUUUCAUAG